Rattus norvegicus (Norway rat) is the source of this 10441-nucleotide messenger RNA. RefSeq names its product neurofascin (gene Nfasc). NCBI's taxonomy places the organism in Eukaryota, Metazoa, Chordata, Mammalia, Rodentia, Muridae. Gene Ontology annotation, biological process: heterotypic cell-cell adhesion; intracellular protein localization; myelination. Gene Ontology annotation, cellular component: axon initial segment; node of Ranvier; plasma membrane. The record is from RefSeq and is a predicted model, not a curated record.
AGGGGACAAGUCGUUAUUAAUAAACAAGUUAUUGUGUGGUGUUCCAUUUACAGAACUCUCAGAGGACAUGGUGGGCUUGAGAUAAUAAAGCCCUGUUUAUGUUACACAGGGCUGGAGAGUGGCAAGUGGGAGCGGCAAAGAGCAGGGGCCGCCAGGAAUGAUUUUGAUUCCUCCUGGGGUAGGGCUGCUGUCUUCGCUCUGUAGAAGGCCAGCACUCGGGGAAGAGGGGCUAGCUAGGGUUCUACUCAGGCUCGAUUUUGCUCCUUCGGAUGGCCUAGGGCCUAAGAAAGGCUAGCUUUCAGCAUCAACGUGUCCCUAAGGAAGGCACCCACCAGUGGAGACUCCGGACAAGCCAGGAGAGGUUGACUGACUUAUGUGCGAUUUGGGAGCCUGGAGUUUUCUUGCCCUCUGCCGCUGCCGUCAACCGGAGCAGAGCCUCCGCUGGUGUUGCGAAAAGCAGGCCGAAUGAGGCAGAGAAGCUGAGCACUGUCUGGAAAGCCCACGAGGAACGGCGCAAGGCAUCGAGAGCCCGUGGGCUGGGCAGUGCGGAGCAGGGCCUGGCGCUGAGGAUGGCCAGGCAGCAGGCGCCACCCUGGGUCCACGUAGCCCUCAUCCUCUUCCUCCUCAGCCUCGGAGGGGCCAUUGAGAUUCCGAUGGAUCCAAGCAUUCAGAAUGAGCUGACCCAACCCCCAACGAUCACCAAGCAGUCGGUGAAGGACCACAUCGUGGACCCCCGAGAUAACAUCCUGAUUGAAUGUGAAGCUAAAGGGAACCCCGCCCCCAGUUUCCACUGGACUCGCAACAGCAGGUUCUUCAACAUUGCCAAGGACCCACGGGUGUCCAUGAGGAGGAGGUCUGGGACCUUGGUGAUCGACUUCCGCAGUGGUGGGCGGCCUGAGGAGUACGAAGGGGAGUACCAGUGCUUUGCCCGGAACAAAUUCGGCACAGCUCUUAGCAACCGCAUCCGCCUGCAGGUGUCCAAAUCUCCCCUGUGGCCCAAGGAAAACCUAGACCCCGUCGUGGUUCAAGAGGGUGCCCCCUUAACCCUGCAGUGCAACCCCCCACCUGGCCUCCCAUCCCCCGUCAUCUUCUGGAUGAGCAGCUCCAUGGAGCCCAUCACCCAGGACAAGCGUGUCUCCCAGGGUCACAACGGGGACCUGUACUUCUCCAACGUCAUGCUGCAGGACAUGCAGACCGACUACAGCUGCAAUGCACGCUUCCACUUCACCCACACCAUUCAGCAGAAGAAUCCCUUCACCCUCAAAGUCCUCACCAACAACCCCUAUAAUGACUCGUCCUUAAGAAACCACCCUGACAUAUAUAGUGCCCGAGGAGUUGCGGAAAGAACACCUAGCUUCAUGUAUCCCCAGGGCACGUCAAGCAGUCAGAUGGUACUGCGCGGCAUGGACCUGCUGCUGGAGUGCAUUGCCUCUGGGGUCCCAACACCAGAUAUUGCAUGGUACAAGAAAGGUGGGGACCUCCCAUCUGACAAGGCCAAGUUCGAGAAUUUUAACAAGGCUCUGCGCAUCACCAAUGUCUCUGAAGAGGACUCUGGGGAGUAUUUCUGCCUGGCCUCCAACAAGAUGGGCAGCAUCCGGCACACGAUCUCGGUGAGAGUAAAGGCUGCCCCAUACUGGCUGGAUGAGCCCAAGAACUUGAUCCUGGCUCCUGGUGAAGAUGGGAGGCUGGUGUGUCGAGCCAAUGGGAACCCGAAGCCGACCGUCCAGUGGCUGGUGAAUGGAGACCCUUUGCAAUCGGCACCACCCAACCCCAACCGUGAGGUGGCCGGAGACACUAUCAUCUUCCGGGACACUCAGAUCAGCAGCAGGGCAGUGUACCAGUGUAACACAUCCAACGAACAUGGCUACCUGCUGGCCAAUGCCUUCGUCAGCGUAUUAGAUGUACCCCCUCGGAUGCUGUCUCCCCGGAACCAGCUCAUCAGGGUGAUCCUUUACAACCGGACGCGACUGGACUGUCCGUUCUUUGGGUCUCCCAUUCCAACACUCCGAUGGUUUAAGAAUGGGCAAGGAAGCAACCUGGAUGGUGGUAACUACCACGUCUACGAAAAUGGCAGCCUGGAAAUCAAGAUGAUUCGCAAAGAGGACCAAGGCAUCUACACCUGUGUGGCCACCAACAUCCUGGGAAAAGCUGAAAAUCAAGUCCGCCUGGAGGUCAAAGACCCCACCAGGAUCUACAGGAUGCCUGAAGACCAGGUGGCCAAGAGGGGCACCACAGUGCAGCUGGAGUGCCGUGUGAAGCAUGACCCCUCCUUGAAACUCACAGUCUCCUGGCUGAAGGAUGACGAGCCACUCUACAUUGGAAACAGGAUGAAAAAGGAAGAUGACUCCCUGACCAUCUUCGGAGUGGCAGAGCGGGACCAAGGCAGUUACACGUGCAUGGCCAGCACCGAGCUGGACCAGGACCUGGCAAAGGCCUACCUCACUGUUCUAGCUGAUCAGGCCACUCCGACUAACCGUUUGGCUGCCCUGCCCAAAGGGCGGCCAGACCGACCCAGGGACCUGGAGCUCACUGACCUGGCGGAAAGGAGUGUGAGGCUGACCUGGAUCCCGGGGGAUGAUAACAACAGUCCCAUCACAGACUACGUUGUCCAGUUUGAAGAGGACCAGUUCCAGCCAGGAGUCUGGCAUGACCACUCCAAGUUCCCAGGCAGUGUCAACUCAGCCGUCCUCCAUCUGUCCCCGUAUGUCAACUAUCAGUUCCGAGUCAUCGCUGUCAACGAGGUUGGGAGCAGCCACCCCAGCCUUCCAUCCGAGCGGUACCGAACAAGCGGGGCACCCCCUGAAUCCAACCCCAGUGAUGUGAAGGGCGAAGGGACACGAAAAAACAAUAUGGAGAUCACAUGGACGCCUAUGAAUGCUACCUCCGCCUUUGGCCCCAACCUGCGCUACAUUGUCAAGUGGCGACGGAGAGAAACCCGAGAGACUUGGAACAAUGUCACCGUGUGGGGCUCUCGCUAUGUGGUGGGGCAGACCCCUGUCUACGUACCCUAUGAGAUCCGAGUCCAGGCUGAAAAUGACUUUGGGAAAGGCCCGGAGCCUGAAACCGUCAUUGGGUACUCGGGGGAAGAUUAUCCCAGGGCUGCACCCACUGAAGUUAAAAUCCGAGUCCUGAACAGCACAGCCAUCAGCCUUCAGUGGAACCGCGUCUACUCUGACACGGUCCAGGGCCAGCUCAGAGAGUAUCGAGCUUACUACUGGAGGGAAAGCAGUUUGCUGAAGAACCUGUGGGUGUCUCAGAAGAGACAGCAGGCCAGCUUCCCUGGCGACCGCCCCCGGGGCGUGGUGGGUCGCCUGUUCCCCUACAGUAACUACAAGCUGGAGAUGGUUGUGGUCAAUGGGAGAGGUGAUGGGCCUCGAAGUGAAACCAAGGAAUUCACCACCCCGGAAGGAGUACCCAGUGCCCCCAGGCGUUUCAGAGUCCGACAGCCCAACCUGGAGACCAUCAACCUGGAAUGGGAUCACCCAGAGCACCCCAACGGGAUCCUGAUUGGAUACACGCUCAGAUACGUGCCCUUUAAUGGAACCAAACUGGGAAAGCAGAUGGUGGAAAACUUCUCUCCCAAUCAGACCAAGUUCUCGGUGCAGAGAGCAGACCCCGUGUCCCGUUACCGCUUCUCCCUCAGUGCCAGGACGCAGGUGGGCUCUGGAGAAGCAGCCACGGAGGAGUCCCCAACACCUCCAAAUGAAGCUACUCCAACUGCAGCUCCUCCCACAUUGCCCCCGACUACCGUGGGUACCACAGGCCUUGUGAGCAGUACUGAUGCUACUGCCCUUGCUGCCACCAGUGAAGCCACAACAGUUCCCAUCAUCCCAACCGUCGUACCUACCACCGUCGCCACCACCAUUGCCACAACUACUACAACCACUGCCGCCGCCACCACCACUACCACCACGGAGAGUCCUCCCACUACCACCACUGGGACUAAGAUUCACGAAACCGCCCCCGACGAGCAGUCCAUUUGGAACGUCACGGUGCUCCCCAACAGUAAAUGGGCCAACAUCACCUGGAAGCACAAUUUCAGGCCUGGAACUGACUUUGUGGUUGAGUACAUCGACAGCAACCAUACGAAAAAAACUGUCCCUGUUAAGGCCCAAGCCCAGCCCAUACAGCUGACAGACCUCUUUCCCGGGAUGACGUACACGUUGCGGGUGUAUUCCCGGGACAACGAGGGCAUCAGCAGUACCGUCAUCACCUUUAUGACCAGUACAGCUUACACCAACAACCAGACUGACAUCGCCACCCAGGGCUGGUUCAUCGGGCUCAUGUGUGCCAUUGCCCUUCUGGUGCUGAUCCUGCUUAUCGUCUGCUUCAUCAAGAGGAGUCGUGGCGGCAAGUACCCAGUGCGAGAAAAGAAGGAUGUCCCCUUGGGCCCUGAAGACCCCAAAGAAGAAGAUGGUUCAUUUGACUACAGUGACGAGGACAACAAGCCCCUGCAGGGCAGCCAGACAUCUCUGGACGGCACCAUCAAGCAGCAGGAGAGUGACGACAGCCUAGUGGACUACGGCGAGGGUGGCGAGGGCCAGUUCAACGAAGAUGGCUCCUUUAUUGGCCAGUACACUGUCAGAAAGGACAAGGAGGAGACCGAGGGCAAUGAGAGCUCAGAGGCCACAUCUCCAGUCAAUGCCAUCUAUUCCCUGGCCUGAUGGAGCAUCCCAGGCACAGCACUACUUUGCAAGUAGGAGGGGAGAGGGGAGAGGAAGCCACUGCAGACCUGCCACCAAGCCACAACCACCUUCAGGGACAAGGGUACAACAUGGGGGUCUGCCAAGCUGUGAGGACCAGUGACCACCCAGCUACCCACACCCCCUCCUAGUGAUGCCCCAUUACCCUUGGGUGCCAUUAGAUGGGAAAGCUGAAGUUAACGCUCAUUGGAGGGAGCCCUAGUCCCUUGCCCUGUCUCACGGCCACCCUGAGCGUCCCACCACAAUGGCCACCCUGGAUCUCGGCUCACACUCACUUCUUUCUAUUGCUUACAAUAUUCUCAUUCAUGUUCUCUCUCUCUCUCUCUCUCUCUCUCUCUCUCUCUCUCUCUCUCUCUUUGCUUUGUGCAUCUUCUCCUUCCAAGUCAUUGUCUCCAUUUUCUUUUACUUUUGGGGAGAAAAAAAGUCCCCGGAAAAAGCAGAAGUGGGCUCUCCCCAAGGAAACAGAAUGAUGAGCAUAAAAGGAUUGAUCCGUAACGCAACGUGCAGAGAGGCUGUAGUAUUCAAGCUGCCACGAGGCAGCGUGUUUCCGAAGGAUGCCUUUCGCCAUAUGCCUCCCCCACCCCCACUCCCCACCCAUCUGUCUCGGCCGCAUCCAUGCUGAGCUGGGCUUGGCUCUUUUCUGGAAAAAUGACAGUGUUUUUGGCAGGAAGAGGUUGAACGGGACUCCUUUCCACGUCCUGCUCCGGUUGGGAGGGGGGCUUACCUCUCGCCUCCUGGUUCUUACUCUGCCCCUGCCACCAGAGAGUCUGUGCAGGAGCUGCUCCGAAGAUGAGAAAGGACUAGAGACCGAUGAGGACUGUGGCGACCGGACCCCAAGAAAGAAGCAAGUCAGGGUGUGGUCCCUGGGUAGUGGAGCAAACCUCCGGAGAAGAGGAAGGGCUGGGUUUGGGCCUCUUUUGUCUCUGGCAGUGAAACCCAGGGUGAAGGAGAGAGGACCACACCUGCUCCACCUGGUCAGGGUCUAUGCUGCUACUACCCUCCAAGAGCUGGAGCCCUGUGAUUCAGGAGCGUGACUGGUGUGUCUGGGGGCAACAGUGCUGCUCCCCCUCCCGUCCUCUCUUGCUCAAUUGUGUCUGACAUUGACUUGUGUUUGACAUGGUAUAUGAAUGGGGAUCUGCCGCCCCCAGACUGAGCCUAUCUGUCCUUUCAUUAGGGUACACUUACAUAUCGGGGGACCAUGAGGUGCACCCUACUAACAGUGCUGUGAUGCCCCUGCCCAGAAGGACAAAAGCCCUUUGUAUGCCUUACACAGCUCGGAUCUAACCCUGCAGCUCCCAGAUCCCUAGCCCUAUUCUGCAAGUCUUGAUGCCUCCAGUGAUGUGUGUCUCGGGACCAGGGCAGCCUAUGCAAGUGUCCCCCCCACCCCCCAGGACCAGGAGCAGCCACUCCACACACACCCUUACCCCUCUCUGCCCCAACGGAGACACUCGCAGACCUGCAGUUCUCAGCCUGAAGGUGCUGCCUUCAUUUCCCCACCUAACCCACUUUUGAAACCAAAGGUACCUUGCCUCAGCGACACAAAGAGAUGGGAGGUCUUGAGCCAGAAUGCCGCUCUGUAGCUGUGUCUGCAGCCUGAGGUGGUUGUGGGAGGGGCAAGGUUGACCGCAGCGAAUGGAUCACCUGCCUUUGGCGUGGCCUCCAACUCCAGGUACUAGCUAGGGGCCUGGGCAGGACCAGCCCUGCGCGUUCUAGAGACUUUUCAAGAGCGUCAUUUGCCAUAUGUCUGAGCCGCAGAGGUAUUAACAAUGCUCGCAUCACUUGAUAAGCAUUUGGGUGAACAUCAAGCCCAUAGGCACGCACUCUUUGCAGGUAAGAAAUCAUAUCUCAGAGAUGAGCCGAUAAUGUUUGAACCUGAGAGUGUGUCAUGGUCCUUUGGACCAACCCAUGGCCAGCACUGCUGCCCAGGGACAACUCUCAUGGUGAAAGGGGACAGGGUAAACAGGAAGGCUGGGGGUAGGGGCGGGUGUGUGCUCAGGGUCCCCUUCCCUGGCUCUAAUCUAGCACUUCUGGGGCACAGCUGGGCAUUACUGCAGUGUGGGUCACCAUUCCUGAAGGGAGGGUUCGGGGAAAAUAGCUGAAGUAAAGGCUCAUCCUUUCCAGAAAACACUUCGGACCUGGACGAAGUGGUCGGCUUCUCAGGCGACAUUUCCACAGCACCCUCCAGCUCGUAAACCCAUUGCACCAACAGCAGGCUGUUAGAGGAAGGGACUCUGCUGUCAUUGCAGCUGGGGAGGGCUGCUUUGGUCUUAAGGGUCUGGGAGAGAGUUAAAUCCUUAGGCUGUCUUUGUGCCUCAUUCCAGAGUUCUGUCGUGCUCAGCACUGUCCCCUGCCUAGGAAGAAAAGUCCGUCAGUCAGUCCCUCCCUCAGGCUGUUGUGUUGUGGGUGCUGAUCGCUGUCCCAACCACAGCAGAUCACAGCUCUCCUGGCAGGGACAGACCGAGGGCCGGAGAACCAGAGAAAUGGCAGGUGCCCAGACAGAGCAGGCUCAGCGGUGUGAGGUUUCCAGGAGGCAACUCUUUCCAGGGAGGGGAGAGGUCACUUUCACAGAGCCUGCCAGAGUCUAUCCCCCAACUCAGCGAGAGGACCGGUAUUGCCACCCCUGCCCCUGGAGCUUAAGCAGCCGCCCAACGUGAUACCUGAUCCUGCUAGUGCUUCAUCUGUCGGGUGGGAGCAGGGGGACGGUGUGGGUCAUAGUGCAGGGAUUCUGAGUGCCCUUUGAGCGUCUAGUCUGGGCCAAAGCUUAAACCAUGAACACCAUGUGAACGAGUGAGGUCAGAUGCAAUCCCUGCCCACACAGGGCCGAUGUUACUGGAAUGGAGUAGGUGAGUUGCCGGCACAGCGCGACCAUUCAGUUGGAAGCAUUGAGUUCUUGUUUGCCUAGACUGCUGAUUGCUUCCAAGGGAGAACUUGCUGCAUUGGGCCAGCAAAUCUGAUGGUCAAGAUGAAUGGAUUCAGCAGCCAGCGCUGUGCUUCUUUAGGGUGUCUGUCUCCCACAUUUAACCCCUUCCUUGAAUACUCCUGUUUGGAGGAGAAUAGGAGUACCCGUCAGGAUCAGCCGUCCCCCAUCCCACCCGGACUACGCUAAACAGGACACAUCAGUCUCUCUGCUGAGUUAACACUAGAGGGAGGGAAAGCCAGGCUGGCUCCUGCCCUUGCCUAGUUUCUCCUUCCCAGAGGUCAGUGUAGGAGGGACCACCCCUCCCGACAAGGUCUGGAAUGAUUCCUGGGCCAAGAGUCAGCCAGUGAGGGACUCAGCUUACCGUAAUCUCAAGGGGAAUAAGAGAACGUGUUCCUGGUUUCCCUAAACACAGUCAGCAUUGAGAAGGGAGGGGAAACGUCCGUGGGUGGUUGUGGGCACAACCUCCCCAUCCACCAUAUGCCUGUGCAUACACCCUCACACAAGCAGACCCUGUUGCAGAGCGGUGCUCCCAGUAGGGAGCAUUCUGGAUCAUGAUGUCAUCUCACAGCAUGAGUAUCCAUACAUACCUCGGUGCACAUGAGAUGAGCUGCUAACAGCUGGGGGAGGGGGGCCUAGGGGAGGGAGAAGCUAUCCAGAUUAGUCCUUAUGGUUCCUAGGAACAGAAGGUAGAAAAGAGAUCUGAAGGAGGGAUAAACAGGUCUUUGAGUCUCCUGGCCUCUCCUGGGAGCCCUCAGCUAAGCUCGGCUGUCCUAGAGCCUCUUGAUGGGGAAGCAAGGUUUUCUUGCUAUUUAUGGGAGCUGUUUCAUUGUUGCUCUGAGGACAUGACGCUUCUCGGUCCCUCCAUGGUCUAGGACUGAGACCCACACUCACUUCUCAGUAGAAGGAGAGCAGGUUGCUAGAAUGCCAGCCGCCCAGAGUCCGUACCUCAUCUGUGUCACUUCAGAGUGGGGUGUCCUCCAACGAAGGCCAGCAGGCUCUGCCCAACGCAAGCCCACGGCCAGGAUUAGGUCCAACCGUUAGCCAGGCCACAGUGCUGUCUUUCUAGUGAAGCAAAAGUCCUUACAUGAAUUUCACACGAUAGUCUAGGAAUCCCAUGUAGGCAGUUCCCACUCCAAAACAAGAAGUCUCAAGCCAGUUACAGAGAAUGUGGACUGUCAGGGGCUUCGAUGCCCUGGGGAACACUGGCAGCUUGGGCAGAGUGUCUCCCCAACUCAAUGCCUGAAACCAGACCCAUGGCUGUCCCCGCCCUGCACAACCUCAGCCCAGAAAAGUGCCCUUGCACUGCUUCCUCUUCUCAGAAGGGGACUCUCAGAGACGCAUUCAGGAGAGGACAGAGAAGGACAUGUGCCCGGGGAAGCUGCAAGACCCCCCCCCCCCCAGCUAUCUCCAGCCAUGGCGGAAACCAUUGUUUCUCUUAUCAGCGAGUUAGUAUUAAAAGGCUGCUGUCUGAGAAGGGAGAUGGAGAUGAAACAGACACAAGGCGUCUAGCUCAGGACGGAAUCUGAGUCCUCGUGUGCAGGAACCUCAGAGCUGAUGUGUUUAAAAUGACUCAUUCUACAGACGGGGGAAUGACAGUGCAGGGAGGAAGUCUGGCCAGGGAGGGUGCAUUUAGGACUUGAACUUGGGCCCUUCUGGGCCUUCUGACUCCGUGUCCAGUGUUCUUUCUUCUCACCACAGCUGCCUCAGCAGGUGUUGCCUGAGAUCCAUCCUGCUUGUCACCCUGUCACCUCUCUCUACCAUUUCACUUAUGUUUCCAGCACCCCCCAGCAAACAACAAAGAGGCAUUUCCUGAGUCUGAGAUCAGCCAGUCUGUGAUAGCCUGUGGUUAACUUAGCCAGGGAGUCCCAGGUAGCCCAAUGCUGGAAGGUAGAAUGAUGACCCCAUAGGUGUUUGUUACUGUGAAACCUGGACUGGGCCCGGGGAUGGUGUCUCUUGAUUCAUCAUGCGCCUGGCCCUCAGCACACUGUAUUCCUCAGAAGGGAGGGUGAGGAGGGGCUUCUUUGUCCAUUCUGCCCUUGACCGCCAAGUCUGCAGGUGUUGAGGGGUAGCAGGGCCCGGGCAAGCCUCCCACCCUGGGAUCUGCCGAGCUGGAGUUUAGCAGACAUAAAGACUUCUAUGAAGCAAUAAACACAAAAGUCUGGGAGAAGAUAUCCAGAGUUUUGUGCGAUCCUGUUUCUUUUUCAAAGCUGUAGCAGCAGAUCAGGUGACCCUGACCUGCUUGCUCCUCUAUCCAAUGUGAUGUCCUCAGUCAGUGUUUGCCCUCUACCCGGCUUCCCAGCUCUUUGCCAACUUCUUCUGAGCUGAGUUAUCAGUCACCUGUGACACGCCCGCUCUCUGUCCUGGUCCCGCCCUCAACUAUGGUGGAUCCUGGAGGACCUCUUACCCCUCCCUUCCCCGACAUAUGCAUCUCCUCCUUCCGACGUGGUAUCCCUGUGUCUCCAUGCUGCCCCCAUUCCUAAGCACAUGAGUUGGUCUAAUCCCUUUCUCCAUUGGUCACCUUUAACUCUCCAUGGCAGGCUCACUUUAAUCCCUUACACCGUGUCCUUCCCUUCUUGUGAGUUGUUUGUCAUUAACCGACGUUGUCAGCGACAGACGUGUAUCUGAGGGUGUCGUGCACGACCUUCAGCAGGGACUUCUGGGCCAUGGAGGACUGUCUAAUAAAUACAUGGACUUAUAAACUGACUGCAUGAGCAAUGAAAAGGCCAAAUUAUUCUGAUUUUUUUUGAAUCACUGUAAAAAAAAACAUUUCUUUUGUAUAGAGAACACUAAACAUAUAAUAAAAGUUGUUCAAAAUGGA